Larimichthys crocea (large yellow croaker) is the source of this 3377-nucleotide messenger RNA. Its product is annotated as voltage-dependent L-type calcium channel subunit beta-4. The record is from RefSeq and is a predicted model, not a curated record. Gene Ontology annotation, cellular component: voltage-gated calcium channel complex. Gene Ontology annotation, molecular function: voltage-gated calcium channel activity; protein binding. Gene Ontology annotation, biological process: calcium ion transmembrane transport. The coding region runs from base 194 to 1864 and encodes 556 amino acids. NCBI's taxonomy places the organism in Eukaryota, Metazoa, Chordata, Actinopteri, Sciaenidae. The transcript has 16 exons.
GGCGGCGGUUUGUUCAUGACGGAGCGUCGCGGCGCGCGGACCACCACCACCACCUGUCUCGAGGUGGACGGUUGAUAACGGCAGCGGCUCGCGAGCGCUCAUGUACCGUUGUGUGGCGUGAAGCUGGAGCACGCAGCCCGGAACCCGCCACCCCUCCGCUGGGCUGGACCGGAGCAGCCAGCCCUCUGGACCGAUGUCUUGGCCGAAAUGUCCCGACACAUUUACAUACGGAACAAGAUUGGCGAGGGCAUCCAGGCGCCCAUCUUCCAGGGAAAGGGAAAGGAAGACGGAAAGUCAGGAGGUGAGGAGGAAAGUGAAUCGAGGGACUUAUUCCAGGAGGAGCCGACUCAAGAGGUCUGAUGGCAGCACCACGUCCACCAGCUUCAUCCUCAGACAGGGCUCAGCUGAUUCAUAUACUAGCAGACCAUCAGACUCAGAUGUCUCUCUGGAGGAGGAGCGGGAGGUGCAGGCCCAGGUCCAGAGCCAGAGCCCAAGCCAGAGCCAAGGACCGGGACAGAGCCGCCAGGAGAGGGAGCAGCAGGCCACCAUUCAACUGGAGAGAGCCAAGACUAAACCUGUGGCAUUCGCUGUGAGGACCAACGUCAGCUAUUGUGGCGCCCUGGAUGAGGAUGUUCCAGUACCAGCCACAGCCAUCUCCUUCGACGCCAAGGAUUUCCUCCACAUAAAAGAGAAGUUCAACAAUGACUGGUGGAUCGGGCGGUUAGUGAAGGAGGGCUGCGAGAUCGGCUUCAUCCCCAGCCCUCUAAAACUCGAGAACAUCCGGCUCCAGCAGGAGCAAAAGAGAGGACGAGUCCAAGGUAAGUCUGGAGGGAACUCUUCGUCUAGUGUAGAGGAUGAGGUAUCUGCCUCUAUCCGACCCCUCAUAUCCUCAGCAGGAAAGCAGAAACAGAAAGUGACGGAGCACAUCCCCCCAUACGAUGUGGUUCCCUCCAUGAGGCCCGUGGUGCUGGUGGGACCCUCGCUCAAGGGUUAUGAGGUGACAGACAUGAUGCAGAAAGCACUGUUCGACUUCCUCAAGCACAGAUUUGAUGGCAGGAUAUCUAUCACACGAGUCACAGCAGAUAUAUCACUAGCCAAGAGGUCUGUUCUCAACAACCCCAGUAAGAGGGCCAUCAUUGAGAGAUCCAACACUCGCUCCAGCCUAGCUGAGGUGCAGAGUGAGAUCGAGAGGAUCUUCGAGCUGGCUCGCUCCCUGCAGCUGGUGGUGCUGGACGCCGACACCAUCAACCACCCGGCCCAGCUCCUCAAAACCUCCUUGGCCCCCAUCAUCGUUCACGUUAAAGUCUCCUCGCCAAAGGUUCUGCAGAGGCUAGUCAAGUCCAGAGGGAAGUCCCAGAGCAAACAUCUGAAUGUGCAGCUUGUGGCAGCUGACAAAUUGGCCCAGUGUCCUCCGGAAAUGUUUGACAUCAUCCUGGACGAGAACCAGCUGGAGGACGCCUGCGAGCAUCUCGCCGAAUACCUCGAGGCCUACUGGAAGGCGACCCACACCUCGAUGGCGACACCCCUAAACCCCUUGCUGGGACGCAACCUGGGCCCCACCACCCUCACACCGUACCCCACCACCAUCUCUGGACUGCAGCAGAGCCAAAGAAUGCGACAGAGCAACCACACGGGCGACCACUCGACCCCCAACGAACGCCGCAACCUGAUGACAUCGGACGAGAACUACCACAACGAGCGGGCGCACAAGGGACGCAACCGCAUGUCUUCUGGCUCGCAGCACAGCCGAGAGCAGCAGGACCCCUACCAGGACUACCAGGACCCCUAUCAGGAUGCAUACAAGCCACAUCGCAAUCGCAGUUCACCGGGCAGCUACAGCCAUGACUCCCGGCACCGGCUCUGAGCCCACUUCUGUCAUCGCCAGGGCCCGAAAUGACCCAGAUUCCACCCAAAAUAAACGCUGCGACAGAGCCGAGACGGUCCCAAACUGUACAAUCUUUGUUUUGGUUAAUCAGUUUUGUCUACCUGGCUCCUUUUUAUUUUUUCUCUCUCUCUCUAUUUAAAAGUCCAACAAAAUCGUGUUCAGGUGUUUGUUUUUAAUCGAGCUGCCAGGGCAAACCCCCGGUCAAUCAACAGCACGAGUAGUCCAGAUUCAGGACGCCGACAUUAAACUAACGCAGCUCCUUCAAAAUUUCUGUUUCCUGGGACCUUUUUUUUUUUUUUCCGGGAUCGUACUAACACGAUGCUCGGCAGAUGUGCAGCGCAGACUGCUUGUCGCCUGCGUCAGCAAGCUAAUUCUGGAAAGUGGUCAGAUGGUGGCUGUGUACAGGCUUUCGAAGCGCCUGGCACAUCGCGCCAGGUCAGAGGGAAGUCCGCCGCGCACAGACUGGUGAAGGCUGCUGACCCCCCCGACCCCGGGCCAUGUAUAAAUCCUCUCACCAUUUAGCUUCUUGCAUGCUGAUAGAUGAUCAAACCACCGCAUCCACUUCAUUGAUAUUUUGUACCUAGCAUUUUGGAUUCUCCAACGACGACGACGUUGACGAGGUGCGUGUGUAAAUACGGAGGUCCAGUUUUAUAAAUCACCUGAUUGCGUGGAGAGGUUUGGGUAGGUGGUGGGUUUGCAGAUGAUAUCUGGGCUGCUAGUUUUGAAAACUGGUGCUUCACAUUCCCAAAAUAUUUUGCUAUUUGAAAGUCACUUUGAGCAAAGGCCAGCUUUUCUGUAGCAUCGCUUUUAGGAUUUCAUUUGGGUGAAGACCCCUCACCGUCAUAGACAGACAGCGAUGGUGCUGGGAUCAGAUCUCGGUAACACUGUAGGAGAAAGGCAAUAACUGCUUCUGUUCUGAACAGCUGAGCACUUAGAGACGAGUUAGAGAAGGCGAUAGCUGUGACAGUCUGUCGGAUAGUUUAGUUAAUAGCAAAAUACUACUUGAGAUGCCGUUUGUUGUUGUUGUUGUUGUUGAGAGAAACCCCCGCGAGCAGUCUGGGAUUCAGAAUUCAGUUUGAUGGACCUAAAAGAGCAUCCGCCGCUGAGACUCCAGGUCGUUUUUGCAUUCCCGAGCAUCCAAAUCACAGUUGUAUAGCGUUAAAACAAAAAGUACAGAUGUGGGUUGAAGUCUUGCGAUCGGUUCGCGGCCAUCAGAUCUUCUCCUUCCUGUGCGUUUUUCUUUUUUAGGGGAUUAAAAGCAUUAAAAAUGUGACAUGGCAGAAUCGGUUGCAUCAUGUUCAUUCUCUGUGUAGCUGGCAUGUUGUCCUGACUGCAGAGCAUGUUCCCUCUAAACGUGAAAAAAAAGAAAAAAAAAUAGAAACCCUAACUGUAAUCAAGUUGAUGUUUGUAGAAGUAUUAGGGCACCUUUCUCCGAGGAAAAAAAAAAAAGAGAAAAAGACAAAAGACAAAAAAAGAUGAGAGAGAAAAAGAC